Daldinia caldariorum is the source of this 4073-nucleotide messenger RNA. RefSeq lists its product as uncharacterized. The transcript has 3 exons. The coding region runs from base 554 to 4063 and encodes 1169 amino acids. Gene Ontology annotation, molecular function: phosphorelay sensor kinase activity. The record is from RefSeq and is a predicted model, not a curated record. Gene Ontology annotation, biological process: phosphorelay signal transduction system; phosphorylation; regulation of DNA-templated transcription. Lineage: Eukaryota; Fungi; Ascomycota; Sordariomycetes; Xylariales; Hypoxylaceae.
AAACAUGCGUUUGAAUUCCUUGCUCAGUGCCAUUCUAAACAAUGACUUGUGAUAUAUACAGUAUCUAGUAACAAAUGUAAAACUGGCCUACUGUGCAUUUUGGACUUCUUAUGUCUCUUAUUCGAGUCAGUUUGGUUGAAUAUAUGAUGCAUCCGUGACGGGAAUUAGGAGAGAUCAGAGCAUAUCAGAACCUCCGUUUUAAACCCCGUAGUUUCUUAGAAACGCUUCCAACGCUUCCUACCCCCUUCAAUGUUCAAUCUAAGCCUAAUGCUUCAUACCAAUUAAAUUAUAGCUAGUAGAACUGGCGAGUAAUGUGAACUAACUUGGAAUGUUCUCGUCCCUUUUCAUGCUGACGGGUACAAUAUGGCUUCUCUGGGGAGAUUUAUCUUCUCGUCAACGUCGCCAUUUAUUUUAUGAAACAAAAUAGACAUUAUCAUGUCAGUACCAUCGUGACUAUCAUAUUGGAUGUCCGAUAGCACCCGUUGUCCAUUCGGCUAAAUGCCCAUUUGGCUUCGUAGCCACGACCCAAGCUACAACACCCAGCGGUGUCGUGAUGGCUCCGAACCGUAAGAACCCAGGCUCUCCUGUAGAAGAGCGUGUAUCCCAGAAACAAGAUGACCGUGAAAAGGUGCCAACAGUGGCAAGUGGAACCCCAGAUCAAGACCGGGAACCCUCUAAUAUCUCACUCUGGGCUCUGGAAAAGUUCGCUCCCAAUGUCGAUUGGAGUAAAACUGCUUUUGGGGCAAGGAAAGAAUGGUGCUCAGAACUUCGACAUAUUUCUCGCUUCCUUUUAGUUGACACAAGCCCAGGAAUUUUGUUUUGGGGGGAGUCCUCCUGCGUUAUUUACAAUCAAGCGUUUCUACCACUAUUAAGGACUAAGCAUCCUGAGUCAAUGGGAAUGAACGCUUCUGAUAUAUUACCUGGAAUCUGGGAUCAACUCUCAGGAAAAAUCGCCCAGCAACGCCAAACUCGCCAAACCGAAACCUGCGAUGGCACUACACUGCUUAUUAAAAGAAAUGGCCACCAUGAGGAGACCUACUUCGACUGGAAACUCAUUCCAGUAACCGGUGAUGAUGGAGAGGUCGUAGCUUCAUACGGCAUACCCUUGAACAGGACCGAAGAAGUUAUUUUCGAAAGGCAGAACAAAUGUAUUCAACAAUUGUCUCGCGAUACGGUAACAGCAAAUAAUAUGAAAGAACUUUGGCAUACGCUACUAACUGGGCUCGGAUUUAACAGCAAGGACAUCCCUUUUGUGAUAUUGUACUCACUGGAUGAGGAAUUGGGCAUCGAUUCUGCCACUAGUCCGCCUAACUACCCAUGCCACUUAGAAGGCACCGUUGGAAUCGACCCAGAGCGAAUCAUGGGGCAGGAACGCAUUGACCUUUCCUACGAUAUCGACGGGUUCGGACCGACCAUGCUUAAGGCACUUAAGUGCGACUCAGUACUGAUAUUAGAAGCCAACGACCCGUCACUGGAUAAACUGCUAAAUGGAAUCGGCUGGAGAGGAGAGAAGUUAGCUGAUCAAUUCGCCGUCGUAUCGAUUAAAGACAACUCGAGAAUAGCGGCGUUCAUGGUAAUGGGCCUAAAUCCGCACCGAAGAUACAGCAAACAGUUUUCCGAAUUCUUAAACCUGGUAGCGGACGUCGUGGCGCCCCAGGUAUCACGAGCGAGGCUAUCGGAAGAAGUCGCACGUCAUAACGACUUGGCCAAGAGAGCCCAACUAGAUCGUAAAAGAAGCGACAUGAGGUUCUUUCGGUUCGCGGAGCGGUCUGUCGUGGGUCUUGCGGUAACUGAUGCGAAAGGCAAUAUUCUAUACGCGAACGACGCGUGGUACAAGUUUGCCGGUCUAAACCCUGCCGACCAACAAAAUCUGAGUUGGUUGGAUAGUGUGGUUCCUGAAGACGCCGACAUGCUUCGGGAAUGGCAAAAUAAAGUUCUGACUGAAAAGACUGGGGGGACUUUCCAAAUUCGUUCUAGGGAGCCAUUUCGGAGAGGCCACAUGUAUUCAGACCAUCGGACUGGGAUCUGCGCCUGUUAUUCGGACUUGGAUGAGGAUAACAAGGUGGAAAGCAUCAUGAUCUUCACGAUGGAUAUAAGCGAGCUUAAGUGGACAGAACAACAACUUAUCUCCCGCUCAAAAGCGCUCGAAGAAUCAGAGAUUAAGUGGCGAAACUAUGCAGAGCACUGCCCUCUCGGAAUAUGUCGUACAGAUGGAGAUGGCUACGUUCAAUAUGGUAACCACGCCUGGCAUUCGUUCUACGGCUUCGGACCCGAGAACCCCCCUCCGAAUAUUCCACAGCCAUGGAUGCCAUGGGUUCGCGAAGAUUACUUACAGCCCUGCAAAGAAUUCUUUGAUCGGCUCCACCAGCACCCCGGGCCCGAAUCUGUCGAGUUUCAACUAAUCAAUAAAACUUAUACCAUUUCAGGGGGUGACAACACCGUUACCAAUGGCGCGUACGUUCUCUCUACAGGAUUCUCCCAGUUUAGGGAGGAUGGAACAGUUGACCACAUAGAUUUCUGGGUCACGGACAUCAGCGGUCAGAAGAUGGCUGUGAAGGUUUUGACGGACAAGAUGGAAGAAGCUAUUCGUUCGAGAACCCAACAGGAGCGGUUCAUGGACAUGAUCAGCCACGAGAUUCGGAAUCCUUUAUCGGCAGUUCUGCACUGCAGCGAGGAAAUCAUCGAAUCAGCCAAGAGAAGUUCCGCUACGCUCGAUGUACUCUUUAGCAGCAAGCUGGCUGCUAGUUCACACAGUUCCGCGAAGGACGUCUUGCAGAAUGAAGUUACUAGUGCGCUGGACGCUGCCAACACGAUUGUGUACUGCGUACAGCACCAGAAACAAAUCGUCGACGACGUAUUAACGGUUUCGAAGCUCGAUUCUGACUUGUUAGUGGUAUCACCUAUUCUCGUACAGCCGAUUGCCUUGGUGCGCUCGUCAUUAAAGAUCUUCGAUGCGGAGCUGAAGAUGACAGGUAUCGACUUGAAGGUUGUCGAGCACAGCUCGUUGUCUCAGCUUGGCCUCGAGUAUGUGUUUCUCGAUCCCAACAGGUUUCUCCAAAUCGUAAUCAAUCUCGUUACAAAUGCUAUCAAAUUCACCAAGACGUCAAAAAUAAAAGAAAUUACUAUAACGGUGGCCGCCACGACGCAUCGCCCUUCAGAACGCGAACUGGGAGUGGAGUAUGUGCCGCUGAGAUAUUCAGCUGUAACCCCCGUAUUUGAUGCUAGCUCCCCCGAUAACCCUCAAGAACCUCAGCCAGACGUAUUCCUGUCUCUCUCCGUCAAAGACACGGGGAAAGGCCUUACUGAGGGUGAGAAAGCGCAAGUUUUCAACCGUUUCGCUCAGGCGUCUCCCAAGACGCACAUCGAAUACGGAGGAUCAGGCCUCGGCUUAUUCAUUUCUCGCCAAAUCACCGAAAUGCUUGGAGGUCAGAUAGGUCUUACUAGUAAACCCGGGUCGGGCUGCAAAUUCGCAUUUUACGUGAAGACGCAGAGGCGCGAACGUCCUCGUCAACCCUCUCAUCCCCCAAAGCCUGUUGUUAGACUAAGCCGGUCGCUUAGUAUAACAGCAGAUGGGAUCCCCGUGUCAUCGGAAGACGGAGGGAGCAGUGUUCCUGAAACACCGCAAGACUCUAGUCCUUCGCCACGAGGCGAUACUCCACUUAAGGUACUGGUUGUUGAGGAUAACCUGGUCAACCAGAAGGUCUUGUGCAAACAACUGCGCAACCGCAACUUUGUUGUGAAAGCCGCCAACCAUGGAAAGGACGCGCUGGACGCCGUCCAGAAUAACAAGCCCGGGGUAUCGCACGUGGAGAAACCGUUUGAUGUUAUCCUAUGCGACAUAGAAAUGCCGGUCAUGAAUGGCAUAGAGUUUACGAAAGAGAUUCGGAGGUUGGAGGCCAAUGGGGAACUUGCAGGACAUAUACCAAUUCUAGGAGUGACAGCCAACGUGCGCAGUAAACAGGUCAGUGGGGCUAUGGAAGUGGGCAUGGACGGCGUAACGACGAAGCCGUAUCGUAUUGAGGAGCUUAUUACACAUAUCGGAGGUGUGUGCGCUAGGCGUUAAGUUCACUAAC